AUGGACCGACUUGGCAGUAAACUGAAGUCUAAGUUAAAACUCUCUGACUCUGGGAGUGUGAAAUUUAGCAAGAAGAAAAACGAACUGGCUAACACUAAUAAUAACAGCAACAUCAGCACCCCUAGUGGUGGAACAGCAGAAGACCAGAGCUCAGCUACCACCAGCCCACCUGCCAGCACGGGUCAGUUUACCCUGACCUGCCCCGGUGAGGCGUGCAGCCAGUCAGUCAGCAGAAAUGGAAAAGUGGUCAGUUCACAACGGAUCUCUCCGUCUUCGACGACCGCUUCUACUACGGUGCCCGAAGAACGCGGAGCCGUCGUUGAACACCACCCGACGACCCUCGCUCCGCUACGGCGCCGGUCCCCUCAGCAACGUGCCUCGUACUACCUGCCGGAAGGCGUGGAUAGCCGGGCAGGGGGCGCUGGGGACCAACUGAGGCGGGGUGAUUCUCCCCGUGGGGAGGCUGACCCCCAGACCGCAUACAGCCCUAAUUCCCAAGCUGCCGCUAACCAGCGGCGCUAUUCGCUGGAGCUCCAGCAGCUGGUCCGACGCCAGCAACUCCUGUCCCAGCCUCCACAACACUCCAUGCCACCGCCGUACCCCUCCCACAGCUCUGUGGCCCGGUCUGGUACGACCGAGCCGAGCUUUCUGCCCGAACCGGAGCGCCACAAGCGGUUCUCCCUGCAGGAGGCGCUGUUCUACAAGCGGUCAAGCUCUGGCAGCGAGCAGUGGGACAGUGUCCGACCGGCCUCACUCUCCCACCCUCCGCAACGGCCCGUCGAGGGAGGAGGAGGGGGGUUCUUCUUUUCCCCGGGCCCCGCGCUCAGCCCUUGCUCCUCCUUCAGUCUGCAGGAGUCGGUUCUGGCCAGUCCUCGCUCCAGCUUUGCCAGUAGCACGGCCAGUGGGGGCGGAGGCGGCAGCGGCAGUCCCAUGGGGAGUCGCUGCAGCAGCAACCGCACCAGCGGCAUUAGCUUGGGUUAUGACACGCGCCACACGCUGGCCCCACAGCUCCAGUUCUCCUCCACACAGCUAGGUGGCGCCUCAGCUGGACAAGGCUACUCCGUGUCAGGAGGUGGAAAGGUAGUGGCACCUCCUAUGGAGGUGUGGAGAGACUACCUGGAGGGAGGGAUAGCGCAGGAUAGCCGACACUCCUACCCGCCUGCGGUUGGUACCCCAACCGCGGUUUGUUCUCGUGCUGAACCCGAGUGGUGGGGAAGUGAGGGGAUAGGUGAACGGGCUCGACACUCGGAUCUCCUGGGUACCCGCUACCAGCAGGAGCUCACGCGUCUGCUCCUGAGGGACGCGGCCUUAAAGGAGGAGGGGCUUCUUGGAGGGCUGACCCUCAAAGACCAACCUUUACCCGCGAGGCCCCCCAGCGCCCCUCUCUCUUGUGGACCAGUCAGAACGCAAGAGGAGUUGGGGACCUCGAGGGAACACUCUGAAAACCGUCAGGAGUUUUUUGGCACCUGUGUGAAGUGCGGUAAGGGUGUGUAUGGGGCGGACAACGCUUGCCAGGCUCUGGACAGUCUGUAUCACACCCGCUGCUUCACCUGCGUGUCCUGCGGUCGAACACUCAGAAAUAAGGACUUCUAUAACGUGAAUGGUUCUGUGUAUUGUAAGGAGGAUUACUUGUUCUCAGGCUUCCAAGCUGCAGCAGAGAAGUGCAGUGUGUGUGGUCACCUUAUUUUGGAACAAAUCUUACAGGCCCUGGGGAACUCUUAUCACCCCGGCUGUUUCCGCUGCAUUGUUUGCUCCAAAGCUUUGGACGGAGUUCCCUUCACAGUAGACUACCUCAACAACGUCUACUGUGUCUCUGACUACAACAAGACAUUUGCUCCGAAAUGCGCUGCCUGUUUACAACCCAUUUUACCGGCUGAGGGCAGCGAGGAGAUUCUCAGGGUGGUAUCUAUGAACAAAGACUAUCACUUUGAGUGUUACCACUGCGAGGAGUGUGGGAAGCAGCUCUCGGAUAAACCUGGAUCUCAGUGCUACCCUCUGGGCUCCCAUUUACUCUGUCACUCAUGUCACAUGACCAGAGUGUGCUCCACUCAUAACCUUCCCCCUCACAACACACACUGAAAUUUGGGAGGGGAAGGGGGGAACCCAAUGUGUGACAGACAUUCCUGCCCAGUUUUGUACUGUUAUGCACAUUCAGUAAACCCAGGCUUCAAAGGCUGUCUCACUUUAGCGUUCAGGUGUUGUAACAUCAA
Chanos chanos (milkfish) is the source of this 2210-nucleotide messenger RNA. It is a transcript of the gene ajuba, whose product is annotated as ajuba LIM protein. The transcript is spliced from 8 exons. Gene Ontology annotation, biological process: regulation of DNA-templated transcription; cytoskeleton organization; response to hypoxia. Gene Ontology annotation, molecular function: transcription corepressor activity. Gene Ontology annotation, cellular component: P-body; transcription regulator complex; nucleus. NCBI's taxonomy places the organism in Eukaryota, Metazoa, Chordata, Actinopteri, Gonorynchiformes, Chanidae. The coding region runs from base 1 to 2079 and encodes 692 amino acids. The record is from RefSeq and is a predicted model, not a curated record.